Molecule: messenger RNA, 5268 nt
Organism: Dictyostelium discoideum AX4
Lineage: Eukaryota; Evosea; Eumycetozoa; Dictyosteliales; Dictyosteliaceae
Product: RING zinc finger-containing protein
Exons: 2
Coding region: 1-5268 (1755 amino acids)
Biological process (GO): protein ubiquitination; ubiquitin-dependent protein catabolic process via the N-end rule pathway
Molecular function (GO): zinc ion binding; ubiquitin protein ligase activity
Source: RefSeq, a predicted model, not a curated record
AUGGGUAAUACAUUUACUUAUUUCCAAAAUGAAUCAGAAAAUAAUUUACCAUCAUUUAAAAUACCAAAAAUACCAACAUUUGAAGAAAUUUCAAGUAAACUAUCAAAAGAAGGAGUAACAAAAAAAAAAUUGGAAGAAAUUUUUGAAGAAUGUUGUUUUAUGUCAAUUGAUUUCUUUUUUGAUAAAUAUAAAUCAAGUGAUUUAUUAAAAUGUUUACACCAAAAUCAAAAAGUAGAAUGGAUGUUUAAAUGUAAACAAUGUUCAAAUGAUGCAUGUGGAUAUAUUUGUUGUAAAUGUUUUUUAAAUGGUAAUCAUAUUGAAGAAGGUCAUACAUUUUCAUUGUAUGAGAGUCAAAUAAAUGAUUUUUGUGAUUGUGGUAAUGAAGAAAUAUUAAAAAAGAGUGGAUUUUGUUCAACACAUGCUGGAGUUAAUGAAAAGAGUAAAAAAGAGAUCAUUGAUAGAUUACCAUUCUUUAUAAAAAAAGAUGUUCAUAUUUUCUUUAGAUACCUUUUUCAAUAUUUACAAAACCUUACAACAUCGAUUUUGUUAGAGAAAAAUUCAGCAUCGGUUGAAGUUAUUAUUGGUUGGUUAAAAGAGAUUUGCUCAGUUUCUUCAAUAUUGGUUCAUAUCAUUGCUGAAGAAUUCACAUCAAGACAAUUGGAGAUUGGUGAAGAUUCAAAGAGUAGAUUUAAAUUGAAUGAACAUAAACCAUUGCCAUACAAAAAUGAAGCAGAAUCAAUUCAAAGACUAUGGGAGUCACAUCAUUUCUUGGGUUACAUUUUCUCAAAAGUGGCCAUAUUGGAUAAAUUCUUACCAUUGUUAUCAUUGUUGGUUGAUAAUCAUAGUACUUUUAAAGUAUCGGUUUUCGAAGAGUAUUUAAAGAAUUUCAUUACCAUUUUCGCUCCAAGGGAUAGAGCAUCGUCACGUAUUAUGCAGUUUUUGGGUAUUGUUUACAUUGAAAAUAUAAAGAUAUCAUUACCAUUUGCAACGGGUUAUUCACGUCAUAAUGUAAUCGAGUUAAUACUUCGUAGUCAUAAAACCAUCUAUGUUCCAUUGCUUUUACCAUUUUAUCAAUCAUCAAGUUCAAAAGAUAUUACCAAGGAGGUUAUGUUACAAACUGAUGUACCAGCAAUACCAAAGCUAUUGAAAGAACCAUCAGUAGUAAGAUAUUUUUGUUCUCAAAGUGAUAAAUUCAAAUUACUCUUUGAAUAUGCCAGAGAGUUACAUAAAUUCACAUCACUUCAAUUUGUUGAUCCUUCAAUUUCAACUACAAAAUUCUUAUUGGUACAAGAAUUGAAUUUGAUAGCCUCUGUAAAGAAUAUAAUGGUUACAUUGGAUGGAAUGGUGGGUGAUACUGAAUUCCGUCAAGAAAUUAUUGAUUCAAUUGCAGAGAAAUUGGUUUCAAAUAUUGGUGAAAUUAAGAAAAGACCUGUGUUUGAGAGAUGUGGUAUCAAAUUACCACAUAAGGAUUUCUUUCAAAAGUUUACCUAUGCAGAGAUACCAGUUCAUUUCCCAUUGUAUCGUAUGUUAUCAACUUUUCUAUUAAUGACUAAAAUGGAUCCAUCUUUACUCUAUACCAAAUAUGGUAUGCUUGAAUCGGAUGUCAUUGAUAUGGUCCAUACGAUCGUGUUAUUCAGAGUUUUUUAUAUCACAUAUGAUCCAACUGAAACCUUGGAGAAUUGUACCGAUAUAACAAUGACAAAUGAUUUACAUAUUUUACAAGUUGCAGUUUGUUUAUUAGGUUCAAAGAAGUUUUUAUAUUCAUUCUUCAAUGUCGUUUCAUCGAUUGAACCAACACCAAGUGCAUUCAAUGAAGCAUUCUCCAUAUUGGUUUCAUCAUUACAAAUUCGUGCAACAUUGGUACCAACUAAAAAAGUUAUUGAAUUUCAUUUGUUACAAGGAUUAUUUUCAAAUAUAUUCUUUAAAACUCAUUUCCGUUCAUUUGAUUCAGUUUUAAUGGGUGUUAGUGAAAAUGAUAUUUGUGAAACCUAUAUCAAUGAAUUGGCCGAACCAACUGGUAGAGCAUUGGAAUUGAAAGAUCAAGAUAAUUGGAAAUACUAUGACCCUUAUUAUCCACAUUUCUCUCUAACCUAUCGUAAUGCAAUUCAAAAUGGUUCAAAGAAAAGAUUUAAAAAAUAUAUGGAAUCAAAGAAAAUCCCAUCCGAAUCAAAUCCAUUACCACCAGUCUUAGAGGAGUUACCAACAGAGUUAUUGGGAUUAACUAAAAUUUUCAAUGAUCAAACUUUAAUUGAAAUCAUUUUUUGUAUAUUGGCCGAUUGUUUAUAUCCAACAUUUAUUGGUUAUGAUAAUAGUAUUGAACUUCAACCAAUUCUUAAAAUGAUCAUUUCAAAUCCACAAAUCAUUUUAAAUGAUUUCUUUUAUCUUUUAGUAUUAUCAAUUAAAUCAUUCAAAGAGAUUACUUUACCAAUUUUAACAAAAUCGGAAAUAGAUGAAAUUGUAAAUUCUGUAAUUAAUUUCUUUGAUCAUGAAAAAUUAAUUAAAACUCAAAUUUUAAUUAAUAAUUCAACUGAUCAAAAUGAAAAAGAAAAGUUAUUAAUAGAAAAUCAAGAUAAAAUUUUAGAAAAUUUAACAGAUAAUAUUAAAAUUAAUUAUGAUGAAACUACUACUACUACUACUACAACCUCAAUUGAAGAAAAAGAAAAUGUUAAUGAUAAAGAAAUAUUUGAUUCAUUAAAAGAAGAAGAAAAAGAAAAAGAAGAAGAAAAAGAAAAAGAUAAAGAGAAUGAAGAAAUUGUAGUUGAAAAAGAAAAAUUAAAAGAAUUUAGUUUUAAUGGUAAAGAUAAUGUAAUCUAUAAUUUAUUACGUGUUUAUAAUGUUGAAGUUAAAAUUGGUUUUAAAGAGAGAUUAUCAGUCUUGGAUUUACUUUUCAAAUUUUGGGAUUUAAUGACAAAUCAAACUCAGUAUUUACAAUUACGUGGAAGUUUAUUAUACAUUUUCAGUUUUUUGAAAGAAUUUGAUCCAAUCUUUCAAAAAGUAUUUGAUGAACAUAAAGUUGAUCUUGUUCACGAUGUCGAACAUUCAAAUCAAGAUGAUUUAGCUCAUAAAAAAUCAAUGGCCGAAAAGAGAUUAAAAUUAUUAGAACAAAUGAAAAAACAACAACAAUCAUUCUUUGAUGAUUUAUCAGAUCAAGAAGGGGAAGAAGAAGAAGGAAAAGGACAAGACAAUAAAAAAGAUGAAAAAGAUGAUAAAAAAGAUGAUAAAAAAGAAAAUGAAAAUAAAGAAAAUAAAGAUAAUGAAAAUAAAGAUAAUGAAAAUAAAGAUAAUGAAAAUAAAGAUAAUGAAAAAGAAUUAAAUGAUAAAUCAAAUAUUGAUGAUGGUAGAAAUGAAACAACGGUGACAACAAAAGUAAAAAUAAUUGAAGAAGUAGAAGAAGAAGAAGAAGAAGAAAAUAUAAUAAAAAUUGAAAAAGUUGAAGAAAAAGUUGAAGAAAAAGAAAAAGAAAAACAUAAACAUGAUCAUGAUCAUGAAAAUGAAGAUGAAGAUGAACAUAGUGAAUUCGAACCAUGUGUAGUUUGUAAACUUUCAGAAAAAGCUGGUAGAUUAUUUGCAAUAGCAUAUGUUGACUUAUCAUCAGUUUCUCAUCAAAAUACAAAACAAUCAAUUGAUGAAAUUAAAAUGGAUAAAUUGAAUGUUGGUUACAAUGAAAAUUAUAAAAAAUUUUUAGAGAAAUAUUAUUCAAUACUUAAACAAAAUUCAGCUAAAACCAUCCCAACUGGAGAAAAACCAGAAAGUUUUUCAGUUUAUUUAUUCUCGAAUUCAGUAUCAACCUAUGUAACUUCAUGUGGUCAUAAUAUUCAUAAGAGAUGUUUUGACAACCUUAUGAAGGGCCAACCAUUGGAUCCAUUUCUUGCAACAGCUUUCAAGUGUCCACUUUGUAAUAGACAUUCAAAUAUUACAAUUGUGUUGGGUGAGCCAAAUGAUACCAUUCAAUAUAGAUCCUAUGUUGAGGAUCUCUUUAAAAAGUUAUGUUACUAUGAUUUCGUAUCAUUGAUGAACAAAGAUUCAAUGUAUAGUAUCGAUGAAUACCUUUGGAAAUUCAUUAUUCAAAAUAUUGAAACCUUGGAAUUGAAGAGUAGAAAAACCACUCUAUACAAUGACAAUGAUCAACAGCCAGCUUACUUUUUAAUGUCAGAACAUGACUUCCAAAGAGAGCUCACCACAACUGCUCGUUUACAUAGAGUGAUUGCACAAGUUGACUUUAAACAAAAAGUUCCACAUGCAGAGUUACCAAUUAGAAAUAAUGGUAUCUUUUUCUCUGAUGCAUUCAUUGCUUCAUCCUAUUCAAUUUGGUUAUGCAAAUUUCAUCCAUCUCAAUUAUUUGAUAUCAUUUUAGAUGGUUUACAAUAUUAUAUCUUUAAAAUGGUAAUUCAUCAUUGUAUAAAGAAUAAUAUAAUGCCAACCACUGGUGAUGAAAAUACAAACCAAUACAUUUCAAAUGCUAUCAAUCUAAUCACCAAUGAAUUCAAUCGUUUAUUUUAUGGUGAAAAACCAUUAUUAGACAAUGAUAAUACAUUUAGAGAAGAGUUUAUCAAUCAAUUACUUCCAUUCGUUAGAAAAUUAUAUUUACUCUAUAUCAUUAUCUCAAGAGCAAAUCCAAAACAACCUCAACCACCGAUAUUAACAAUGGAGAAAUUAACCGAUAUUAACUAUUGUUUAAGUUGUUUCAAAUUCAAUGGUUUACUCGAUAUGGUUAAUAUAGUUUGUUCAAAAGCAAACUUUGAAAAUACUCUCAAUCAAUUCUUGAGAAAGGAUAAAAUGACCUCACAACUUUCAGCUUUUCCUCAAGUAUUUUGUAGUUUCCCACCACCUUUGAAAUAUGAUUCCUUACCAAAAUGGAUUGAUCUCCCAACUAGAUUUGUAGAUUUUAUGAAAGAUCAUCUAUUUGCUGGUCAUUGUUCAAAAUGUGGUGCUUUAUUAAAAUUGGUUUGUUUAAUGUGUGGUAAUUGUUCAUGUGAAACUUCAUCUUGCAGAAUCGAUUUAUUCUUUCACAAACCUUCUUGUUGUACUCAAUAUCCAUUGGCAUUUUACCAUGCAAUCGAUAGACCAUUUGCAAAAUCUUUCAAACUUGAACAAGGAUUUUUAAAAGCUCAAACUCCAACAUUCAUCAGCAUCUAUUUGGAUCAAAAUGGUCAUAAAAUCGCUACACCUUCAAUUCAUGCAAAAUUAUCAAAUAAGAAACUUUCCAAACUUUAUAAAUGUUGGAUUGAUUGUAGUAAUAGAAGAAAAUAUUUCAUUGAGAAAAAAUAG